AUUGUUUGCUCACUGGAUCAUUAUAUUUCAUCCGAAACGAAAUAAUUAACUUCUUUCCCAUUUACAAUACACGUUCAUGCAAAAUAACUCAUGAGGGGUAAAGAUUUAGAAAUACUCCGUGGAGUUUUUUCCCUACUCCUCUCAAACCAACGAUAGAAGACAGAGGCAGGUGACAAUCGUGGAGUGGUAUGAAAAGGACGCAUUUCCAGGCCCAACACCAGAGCACCCUAGAAGGUUUCACUAAAAGAAUGCUCAUGUUUGACCCAGUCCCUGUCAAGCAGGAGGCCAUGGACCCUGUCUCAGUGUCCUAUCCAUCUAAUUACAUGGAAUCAAUGAAGCCCAACAAGUAUGGGGUCAUUUACUCUACACCAUUGUCUGAUAAGUUCUUCCAGACCCCGGAAGGCCUGCCUGGAAUACAGAUGGAGCCAGUGGACCUCACAGUGAACAAGCGGGGUUCACCGACUUCGGCUGGGAAUUCUCCUUCCUCACUGAAGUUCCCGUCCUCACACCGGAGAGCCUCGCCUGGGCUGAGCAUGCCUUCUUCUAGCCCGCCGAUGAAAAAGUACUCACCCCCUUCUCCGGGCGUGCAGCCCUUCGGCGUGCCACUGUCCAUGCCACCAGUGAUGGCAGCUGCCCUCUCCCGGCACGGAAUACGGAGCCCGGGGAUCCUGCCGGUCAUACAGCCCGUGGUGGUGCAGCCUGUCCCCUUCAUGUACACGAGUCACCUCCAGCAGCCUCUCAUGGUCUCCUUGUCGGAUGAGAUGGAAAAUUCAAAUAGUAGCAUGCAAGUACCUGUAAUUGAAUCAUACGAGAAGCCUAUAUUACAGAAAAAAAUUAAAAUAGAACCUGGGAUCGAACCACAGAGGACAGAUUAUUUUCCUGAAGAAAUGUCACCCCCUUUAAUGAACUCAGUAUCCCCCCCACAAGCAUUGUUGCAAGAGAAUCAUCCUUCAGUCAUCGUGCAGCCUGGGAAGAGACCUUUACCUGUGGAAUCCCCGGAUACCCAGAGGAAGCGGCGGAUACACAGAUGCGAUUACGACGGAUGCAACAAGGUGUACACCAAAAGCUCCCACUUGAAAGCACACAGAAGAACACACACAGGAGAAAAACCCUACAAAUGUACCUGGGAAGGCUGCACAUGGAAGUUUGCGCGGUCUGAUGAACUCACAAGACAUUUCCGAAAACACACUGGAAUCAAACCUUUCCAGUGUCCAGACUGUGACCGCAGCUUCUCCCGUUCUGACCAUCUUGCCCUGCAUAGGAAACGCCACAUGCUAGUCUGAAUGCCUCUGUCUCCUGCCUCAACACGACCCCCCACUCACCUGGCUCUCUCUGUCCUCCCUCCCAAUGCCUAACACAUUUUUUACAUGUACAUUUUAAUUUGGAUUCAGCUGGUCUGAAUCUCAGAAUUUAUAUCAUUCAAAACUUCCAUAUGGUCAGUAGUAGCUGUUCUCUAAUCCUCCCUCUCCUUACCACGGGUCAGACCUAAAGAAUGUGAACACUUUUUUUUUUUUCCGGGGAUGCUAAGCAAACCCUUCUUGUAGAUACGUUUAAUGUAACGAGAACAAGGGAACAUGUCAACUAACGUAACCAGUUAUCGGGUUCUCCAUGUAUUCCUCAAAAGAAUGUCAAAGUAAAUGUAUUAGAAAUACAGUAUGCAGCCUGCUAGUCCUUGCCAGAGACAUUCAUACCUCUGUGCCCUGUGAUCACAUUUUAUUCUUGACAGCGGAAAGAAGGGUGGUGUCUUUCACCGGUUAGCUAGAAGUGUAUAGCAAGAUUUCAAGCUAGCGGAGUCUUUCAUCGUUCUCACAAAUCUUGUCAGCCUGGAUUUAUCACUUCAUCUGAAUGAAUCAAGUUCUUUGCCCUCCUCUGUGCCUGCAGCUGACACGGAGGUCUUUGCCACCAUUGGGAGAUGAGCCAGAGCUUUUGGUUUAGGUCGGUGACGUGUCUCCUAUUUCAAGGGAUGGAUGCUGUGCUUUCCUAGCCUGGAAAGGAGCAGGGGGCCAUUGAGGUCGGGGGGAGCCGGGGAGGCAAAGGAGGAAGACGACCAUUCCUCCUGAGCUAGGGGUUGUUGGUGAGAUUUCAGCAUUUGGGUAGCUGUGCAGUGCUUUUCCAGAGCAUCAGUCUCAUGUGCAUGCUCAGCCGUGCAGAACCGUGCUGCAAAGCCAAAUACCAAUGGGGUCAUCCACGCAGCUAUCUCCAUUCCUACGAUGUCCUUAAUAGGAGAGGAUCAGGCAUUGGAUAGUAGGGACUCCACAAAAAUAUUUGCUUAGUAACAGUACAAAAUCUUCUGGGUAAGAGUAUGGAUGGUCUUCUUUUUUUCUUUUUUUGGAUGGUCUUUCUUUUACCCAACCUGCAUAACAGCUUUAUUGUAAACAGGGAAAUGUUGAGUGGUACUUGUAUUCCCGUACAAAUUCAUCACAUAGCUUUUAUACAAAAAUUCUUCUGUGUGAGCUGUAAGGUGCCAAACUGGCUGUCAUUUGUGUUCAUGACACAUAUCAUAAAGAAGCAUCUGCUAAUGCUUUAGUAGAUUCAUUGAAUUGAAGCCCUGAGUGACACUAUUUGUAAAUAUGAUUAGUUGUGAAGCACACAUAACCUUUAUUUUGGGAAUUUCUGAAAAACAGGAAACCAGAGAUCAGGGAUUCAUAUAAAGUUUACUGGUAGGGCUGGCAAUUUACUACCACUGUCAAGUAUCAGGACAAACUGAAAAUAAUGACUUAUGUUUGUGUUGAAAAUACCACCAUUAUUGGGGUAAGAUUUCAAAAGCAGGCUUUUGAGCACCAUAGUCAAUGUUAAUAAAAAUUGAUUUAUGCAUAGAAAUGCCGUUGGUCUUGAAUUUGAAGAAAAUGGGCAACAGUGGUUAAAUGUAGGUGCAUAUAAAAAAAUGCCCUUUCAUCCCUCUUGAAAGAAUGAAGAGAGAAGAAUGGAAUCUUGAACUUCCAUCCCAGCCACAACUCAGGAUCCAAUACAACCUUAACUGGGAGGAACACAUUGUUUAAAACACCAGCGAAUGAGUUGACUCUAGAGGCCUGGGAAUUGUGUGGGGAGCUUGCUUGGAUGAUGCUAUGUUAAUAAAAAUUGUAGAGACUGUACCAGAAGGGUCCAGCGCGUCAGCCCCGUAAACCAACUGAAAGGAGAUGGAGUUGAGAAAUUUAUUAUCUUGGCACUUGGUUUUGAUUUUUUGUUUUUAAGCACUGCAGAAUUUGUUUAGAACAUUCAGACAUCCUGAUUGGGCUAUUUUUUCUUCGUUUUUGUAACUAAGAUAAGAACUGGGAUAAAAAUGGCUCUUUGAAAAGUAGAUAUUGUCUGUAUUAUAAAUGCUUAGUCGCAUUCAUCCCAAAAGUGUUCGUUUCUGGAAAUGGUUCUUCCACAGCACACAGAAUCAAGAUGGAAGGCAAGGAACUUUUUUGUUAUGAUGGAGAUAAGUUGUUUAGGUAUGUUCCAACCCACACUGAAGGGAGGAAAGGGGAUGAGAGAGGACAGAAUUGAUCUUUGAAUCAACUUUGAGUCCAAGUUUAGUUAACAGCUUUAAGAGUUCUCAUGAAACGUGAUGCAUUUGCUAUGGCAUAUUUAAAUGCUCAAAAGAUAGGCAAGACCCCGCAAAGUCUCUUAACAUUGUUUAGCUUGCUUAGGUUAUGGUAACAGGUCAGAGACAAAGAUCCAUUUCAAUUUUGGAAAAACAACCCCGAGAAGCCAUUCUCUAUUCCCAUGCUGGUCUAUAUACUUUCGUUACCAAUUGGCAUUACCAAAUUUUUCUUAUAUAUAUAUUUGUAUUUUACUAUGAUAGUUGAGAAAUUUAGUCUGUUAGUCACUUUUAGCUGUUAUUGUGGAAGACCUCAAAUACAAGAUGCCCUUGAACAUGUGGUUUUAAUGAUGUGCCAUGUUACUAUCAAUGGUGAUUUUCAUUACAAUGUUUUACAUUGAUGAAAAUGAUAAGUAAACAUGAAGUUGGUGUCAUGUAAAUUUUGUUUGUUAUAAAGUUUCUUCAGUUAUUACCCACGUGUCAUCUUGGAGAAGUGAGAAUUAAAUCAGAAUCUAUCAUAUUUUGUUACUUUAAAAUGUGAAUCUACAUGAUAAAUGGGCAUUAACAUUCUAAAUCGCUUUGUUUGGAGAAUGCGUUAGCAGCAUAGCUAUGUUCAGCUAAGGAGAUGCUAAAUCCACAGAAGUUUCAAGAGCCUUGGAACAGAAUUACAGGGAAACUAUAUGUAUAUUUUAUUAAACACCCAUCUGCACUAUCAGUAUUGCACUAAUGUGGAAUUUGAAAGACUAUAUUGCUGAUACUAUACUAUGUGUAUCUGCACAUCAUUCCUGAUUAGAUUGUUUUAAAGACAAUCUUCAAGAUCUAAAAUUUGAAAAGAAUUUGAUUUGAAAAUAUAUAGUUGUCUUGAAGGAAUUGCUGUCGUACAUGAAGUUGCUCAGAGUUGUCUAUAUUCUCUUGGUCAAGGUUAAUUUCUAAGUUGAUUGCAAAUUCAUCUAAAUAAUACAUUUACAAAGCCAUUUUACAUGCAUUAAACGAGGGCUACAACAAUAUUGUUUUACAAAUACUAGCACUUUUGUUUCCUGUUAUGUACUUAGUGUUAGAGGGUCAAAAUAAUCUUUUGGCUUAGCAUCUCUUAAACUGUACCUGCAAGUAUAGCAGGACUAUUACAUUUACAGUACUUUAAUACUUGUAUAAACUAUGCAGAAAUUUUUAAUAAAGUGUAAUAUAUUUUAUAAGCUAAUAAGACUGAAUGGGUAAAGGUUUUUAGCAUGCAUUAGUAUACUUGCAAAUACUGAGACAUUUUGGUAAUCUUUCUUACUAAAGAUGUGAAUGUUUAAUGUACCUUCUGUUUCUACUCUGUAGUCCAAUGGGAAUUCAGUAAUGACAUUUUGUCAUGUCAAACUGUGAACAUAAAUUUGUACUGUACAGUCCUCAUAUACUAUAUACAGUAUGCAAUAUAUGUAUUAUAUACUUGUUAAUAAAACCAUCAGAAUAUUAA
Molecule: messenger RNA, 4979 nt
Organism: Nycticebus coucang (slow loris)
Lineage: Eukaryota; Metazoa; Chordata; Mammalia; Primates; Lorisidae
Gene: KLF3
Product: KLF transcription factor 3
Exons: 6
Coding region: 189-1283 (364 amino acids)
Biological process (GO): regulation of transcription by RNA polymerase II
Molecular function (GO): RNA polymerase II cis-regulatory region sequence-specific DNA binding; DNA-binding transcription factor activity, RNA polymerase II-specific
Source: RefSeq, a predicted model, not a curated record